This is a messenger RNA of Nicotiana tabacum (common tobacco), 792 nucleotides long. RefSeq lists its product as uncharacterized. Lineage: Eukaryota; Viridiplantae; Streptophyta; Magnoliopsida; Solanales; Solanaceae. The record is from RefSeq and is a predicted model, not a curated record.
AUGACUUCCAGCAUUCACGGUUCCUCCGCCGUCCUCCACCCCUCUGCCACCACGUCAGCCGCCUUCACCGGUGAAAACUGCAGCAUAAAGAGUAUCUCUCUGAAGAGAAAAUCUCCACCACCACCCUCUUCUCCUUCUGAUGAACCCUCCCCCAAAAAAAUCACUCUCCAUCCACCACCAUCCUCCUCCUCUACCGCCGCCGCCGCCGAAACGGUACCGGAAAAAACACCAUCCCCUGCUUUUUCACCCUUUUCCUCCAAAAGGGUAUCUAACAAAUCACCAUUCUCCACGUGUUCAACUACUACAACUUAUAAUCCGGCCAUUUCACCACUCCCAUUUUCAAGAUUCACAGCAACGCAGCCGCACAAUAACACUCUGCGGCGGACACUCUCAGAACCACCGGGUUUCAAUUCUUUUACUGCUUUUGUUACGUACAUGAAUUCUCAGUCACCGGAAAAUGCUAAGAACAGUAAUAUCUCUGCCGUUAAUUGGCAACGUCCUCUUUGUAGAUCAAUUUCUGUUCCUACUAAUACUGAUAUUCUGGUUCCGGCAGCUGUGAACCUGCCUUUGCCAUCAAAUCCAUCACUUAAUUCUGAAAAGACUACCAAAAGAAAGAUUUUAAAUCAGUUUCUGAAUGAAAAAAAUGAAGCAGAUGGUAAAGAAGAUACUAGUCCUGGUAAGGAAGAGAAUCACAGUAACAACUUUGAGGGCUCAAAACAGUUUGUGAAUGAAAAUGAAACUGAUGAUAAGGGGCACAGUACUGCUUCUGAUAAAGAAUACUUGUCGGGUUAA